UGCGGGAGUCGCGCCAGCAGACGAAGCGGAAGUCCCGCGUACCCACAGGCUACUCAGGCGAGGGACGCGCGGUAUCAUGGCCGCCGACAGUGACGAUGGCGCAGCUUCAGCUCCAGCGGUCUCUGACAGUGGUGUCAGCAAAAGCACAAAAUCUGGGGAGGAGCUAGUAGUCCAGGUUCCUGUCGUGGAUGUGCAAAGUGACAACUUCAAGGAGAUGUGGCCAUCCCUUCUGCUGGCCAUAAAAACAGCUAGCUUCGUGGCUGUGGACACGGAACUGAGUGGGCUUGGGGACAGGAAGAGUUUACUGAAUCAGUGCAUCGAGGAACGUUACAAGGCCGUGUGUCAUGCUGCCAGGACCCGUUCUAUCCUCUCCCUGGGCCUCGCCUGCUUUAAGCAGCAGCCAGACAAGAGUGGACACUCCUACCUGGCCCAGGUGUUCAAUCUGACCCUGUUGUGCAUGGAGGAGUACGUCAUAGAACCAAAAUCUGUGCAGUUCCUGGUGCAGCAUGGCUUCAACUUCAACCGGCAGUACGCCCAGGGUAUCCCCUACCACAAGGGCAACGACAAGGGUGAUGAGAGCCAGAGCCAGUCAGUGAGGACACUGUUCCUGGAGCUAAUCCGGGCCCGCCGGCCCCUGGUACUACACAAUGGUCUUAUAGACUUGGUGUUCCUAUACCAGAACUUCUAUGCACACCUGCCCGAGAGCUUGGGAACCUUCACUGCUGACCUAUGUGAAAUGUUCCCAGCCGGCAUUUAUGACACCAAAUAUGCUGCUGAAUUUCAUGUCCGCUUCGUGGCCUCCUACCUAGAAUAUGUCUUCCGGAAAUGUGAGCGGGAAAAUGGGAAGCGGCGGGCAGCUGGCAGUCCACAUCUUACCCUGGAGUUCUGCAGCUAUCCUUCUAGCAUGAGGGCCCAUAUUGACUACCGCUGCUGCAUGCCCCCUGCAACCCACCGCCCUCAUUCCACCAGCGUCUGUGACAGCUUCGCGGCCUAUGGCUGGUGCCCUCUGGGAUCACAGUGUCCUCGGUCCCAUGAUAUUGACCUUAUCAUUGACACUGAUGAGGCUGUGGUGGAAGACAAGCGGCGACGGCGACGACGUAGGGAAAAACGACGGAGGACUUUGUUGGGCCUGCCUAGGAAACAAAUCUCUGGGGAAGCUGAGGAUGGUCCUCCCAUGAAGCAGGUCUGUGAAGAUGGCCUCAAGGCUGAGGAAAUUGAGCAGGAGAUGACUGAGGAUGAGACUAGGAACCAGCCUGGCUCUGAGCAAAGUCACAAAAAUGACUUAGAGGUGGGGCUUAAAACAAGGCCUGAAACAGCUGACAUGGCUACUUUAGAAGCGCCAGGGAGUCAAGUCAGUCCUAACCCAGUGCCUGGGGAUGGACUGCAUCGGGCUGGUUUCGAUGCCUUUAUGACAGGUUAUGUGAUGGCCUAUGUGGGAGUGAGCCAAGGACCCCAGCCCUGUAGUUCUGGAUCCUGGCUACCUGAAUGCCACAACAAGGUAUACCUGAGUGGCAAAGCUGUACCCCUCACUGUGGCCAAGAGCCAGUUCUCCCGUUCCUCCAAAGCCCACAACCAGAAGAUGAAACUGGCUUGGGGCAGCAGCUGACCCAACUUCUACCUAGCACUCAGGGCCCAGAAAGAGAAGCUGAGGGUGGGACAGGGGAGUCGGGGGUCCCUCUAGCCUCUGAAGGUCCUACCCAGAGUUGGGGGUGGUCCUGGCAGAGAUAGAUACUGCUGCAUCACUCCUGGACCUUCUCCUUUACCCCAGGGGCGAAGGAACAAGGUACAAGUAAGAAGGCAGACCAGCACCUGUAACACCAACUUUAUUUUUUAAAUCUGAAAGUGUCUUGGGAAAGUUUUACAAAAAAAGUCAACAGAAACAAGUUAUGAAAAUA
Equus caballus (horse) is the source of this 1895-nucleotide messenger RNA. RefSeq names its product target of EGR1, exonuclease (gene TOE1). Gene Ontology annotation, cellular component: cytoplasm; Cajal body. Gene Ontology annotation, molecular function: snRNA binding; 3'-5'-RNA exonuclease activity; metal ion binding. The record is from RefSeq and is a predicted model, not a curated record. NCBI's taxonomy places the organism in Eukaryota, Metazoa, Chordata, Mammalia, Perissodactyla, Equidae. Gene Ontology annotation, biological process: snRNA 3'-end processing.